Molecule: messenger RNA, 1446 nt
Organism: Branchiostoma floridae (Florida lancelet)
Lineage: Eukaryota; Metazoa; Chordata; Leptocardii; Amphioxiformes; Branchiostomatidae
Exons: 9
Coding region: 97-1002 (301 amino acids)
Source: RefSeq, a predicted model, not a curated record
AACAUUUUGGCGCGAAAUUUGUAAGGACGACGUUUUCUGUCACAUAGAAAGUUUUUCCUCACGAUUAAUUUGAGAACGUAGAAGUUUGUGACUAGAAUGGCCAGCCCAGCUGCUAAAAGGAUGACCUUCAGUUCGGAAGUUUUGUUUGCAGGAGCUCUUCCAACAGGGUCCCCUUCACUGUAUGACUCCGAACCUUUGAUUUUACCUUCUGAUGUAUCUGGCUAUCAACUCCCAUCCCACUGGUACAAACAGCCAGACUUGUGUACAGAGGAAGAUUAUCAAAUGCUGUCCCAAUCAUCAAAACAGGAAGACAGGACAAACCAGAAACAGACAGAGAUGGAGGGAAACAAACAGGUUUCUCAGGCUGCAGAAGAAGAGGUACAGAUUCUUGAAGUUGAACUUGAAGAGAAGCCACAACAGAUCUGUGCUGAACACGAGGAGGAAAACUGCAGCCAAGGAGAGGUACCUCAGGAGUCAACAGGCAGCUGCCUGAACUAUCAGGACAUGCAGGUUGGUGGAUAUGAGGAUACAAACACUGUGCAAUGUGGGCUGACAAAUACAGACAACUAUUCUCAGGACUGUAGUAUAGAGGAUGAACAGCUGCUACCUGAAGCAGAGACCUUGAGACAGCUAGAUGGCGUACUCAGAGAACAGAUGAACGAAGAAAUUGAACAAUUCCGGUCCAACCUACACGGUCUUCUAACAGAUCACUACCUUCGGCACCGCUACUUCCUAAACAGUGGGAAUAUAUCUUCAGAUAUGCCUUAUGGACCACAGUCAACAGCCCCUAUGAAUGAUAGUUUGUGUAGCUCAGGGUCAGAAGCAUGUGCAACAUCUGAAUCACUGACUUCAGACAAUGAGAACAGAUAUGGCAUGGAUAUACCAGCCACAGUACCAGACAGAGGACAAGAAGAACAUAUGAAACAACAGUAUCUCAUUUCAAUGCUAACUUCAGCCAGUGUUAUCACCAAUGCAUUGAGGAAGAAGGAAUUCUCAGUUUGAAGAUCAAGAAUCAUAUUGACCAUUCCACACUUGAUGUUAUUUAUAUAUGAGGAUUUCAAGUUUAACAGUUCAUGUUAGAAUGUUUUAAGACAUUUAUUAAUAGAAUGAUGAAGAUAAGUAACUUUAUGAUACCCAUGAUCUUAUAGCUGAGCAUAUACUCUUUAGCAACUACAUUUCAAUUCUGUAAAGUCAACAUGUACAUGUAGAUAGAUAUAUAAUGGCAAUUUAUGUAUCUCUUAGACAUUGUCACUUGCUGAUAGAGAUCUACUGACCUGAGCCAUUUCCAGUUCUACCAAAGAAUGAAUACACCUGUCUUUCUGUUAUCAAGAACUUGUUUAAUCAUGACUUCAUAUAUUGGACAUUGUCACUUGCUUAUACCUCCAUUUUCAGUUCUGUCAUUUGUACAUGCCAAAAGAAUAAAUACGCCUGUCUCCCUGUUAUCAA